CACGUGAUUAAAAAUUAUUACUAGUAAAUACAGAGCUAUAGGAUUUCGUAUUCUAACUGAAAAAUGGAAACUAAAAUAAAUUUUGAAAACAAUAAUAAUGAAUCGGAGUUUAGAGAAGUAUUAACUGGAAGUUUUCCUGAUAAUUUCGACGAUUUCGAGGAAUUUACAGACUUUGCUAAUGGGAGCGAUUUAGAAACUUUUCAAGAAACAAUAGAGAAAGGGCAUAAAAUUGACGAUUUUGAUGAUUUUGCAGAUUUUACAGAAAGUAGUGAUUCAUUUGAAAAAUUAGGGAAUUUUCAAGAAAAUAAUUUAAAUAAUAAUUUUGGUAUACAGCUUUCGAAUGUUUCGUUUGAAACAAAAUUACCUCAAGUGGAUAUUGAAAAUUUAUCAAGUGUAUUGGAUAAAGUAUUUCGAUCAAAUGACGAUAUAUCUUCAACAAAUAUAAAAGAAAUCUAUUCCGAUGAUGAUACUGGAUUAGAAGCCAUAUUAAAUACACCUGGAAGUUUAGAAAUAUGGCGACAAAUAUCUUAUGAGACAACUGAAAAUCCUUUUCAGUGGAAAAGAUCCAAAAUAAGAAGAGAAUUUUACGCUUCUUUGGGAAUUGAUGUUGCAGAAGAGAUAAAAGUGCCAGUCAAUACAAAUACAAUGAUAUCGAUUCCGUCAAUGUUAUCUCCACAACCAUUACGACCUGCUUCGAAAUCAGCAACGUGUUCGUCCUCAGCACCUGUUAGUAGGUCCACAACACCUUCAUCAAAUAACAAUCUUUCCAGCUCUUCAUAUGGAAAUCUUUCUAAAACAAAUAAUACAUCGUCGCACUCAGAGAUACCAAAACAAAUUGAUGUUGAAUUGGCUAAGUCGCUAUGUUCAAUAUCAGAAGAAACUCUACAGGAAUAUACAACAACUCAAUUAUUUACUCUUAAAUCACAAAUUCUUUCAUUGUCGCGUCAAACCUCGGAUAUUCUUACAUAUUGGUUGGAUCAACGCGAGCAAACAAUGAUGGAUUCAGAAACAUACAACCGAAUGAUUGAACGCUUAGUUGGUCACGCACAGAAACUUCGUGAUGGUGGGAGUAGUCAAAGCAAGAGUUGGGAGAAUAGAGGAAAGAAAAAGAAUAGUGUUGCUAGCGGCUUGGCCUCAAUUAGCCUUUCUUUUAAGAACAAAAAAGCUCAAUUGAGUUCUCCGAUUUCUCCUAAAUCCGCUUCCUCAGAAGUCUCAAUAAAUAAUAAGACCACGAUCAGAAACAACAUUGGGAUGCAAGAGAGACCUCUUUCUAUGUAACAAAAUAAAUAUUAUAAUUUAUUUCUACAAUCGCAUAAAACUUAAAAACUAAUUAAUUAUUUUCUUUUAAUUAUUUUACAAUUUAUUUUAAAAUAACUAAAUGUUUAAAACUUUUCAUUUCACUGUAAUAGGUAAUAGUAAAAGAGAG
This is a messenger RNA of Rhizophagus irregularis DAOM 181602=DAOM 197198, 1426 nucleotides long. RefSeq lists its product as uncharacterized. Lineage: Eukaryota; Fungi; Glomeromycota; Glomeromycetes; Glomerales; Glomeraceae. The record is from RefSeq and is a predicted model, not a curated record.